Solanum dulcamara is the source of this 978-nucleotide messenger RNA. Its product is annotated as transcription factor MYBS3. NCBI's taxonomy places the organism in Eukaryota, Viridiplantae, Streptophyta, Magnoliopsida, Solanales, Solanaceae. Gene Ontology annotation, biological process: response to auxin; response to gibberellin; response to ethylene. The record is from RefSeq and is a predicted model, not a curated record. Gene Ontology annotation, molecular function: DNA binding.
GAUAUAUACACAACCCUCCUCUUCCUCCCAUUUCAACAACUUUAAAGAAAAAAAACUUUUGUGAAACUAACCUUUUUUUUUGUCUAUAUGAAGAUGGGGAGAAAGUGUUCACAUUGUGGCUACAUUGGUCAUAAUUCAAGAACUUGUAGCACUUUGAAAUGUUCUAUUGGUGGCAAUAAUUUUAUUGGUGGAUUAAGGCUUUUUGGAGUGCAACUUGAUAUUUCUUCAUCUUCUUUUUCUAGUCAUAAUUUGAAGAAAAGUUUUAGUUUGGAUUGUUUGUCUUUAACAAAUAGCCACUUAUCAUCAUCUCCUUCUCCAUCUCUUAAUGAAAGUUGUGAAAAGAGUACUACUACUUCUACUAAUAAUAAUUGUUAUCUCUCUGAUGGUACUCUUGUAGGUUGUGUUGGUAAAAGGAAGAAAGGAGUUUCAUGGACAGAAGAGGAACACAGAAAAUUCUUAAUUGGACUUGAAAAGUUAGGUAAAGGAGAUUGGAGAGGAAUUUCAAGAAAUUUUGUGACAACAAGGACUCCAACUCAAGUUGCAAGUCAUGCUCAAAAAUAUUUUCUAAGACAAUCAAGUCUCAACAAAAAGAAAGGCGUUCAAGCCUCUUUGAUAUGGCAAGGAGCAACAACAAAUAUGCAGAUUUUGCUCAUAAUUGCCAAGAAGAUUGUCAAGAAAUUACCAUAUCACAAAAUUCUCAUCACUAUAAAGUUCCAAAUAAGUCCAUUUCUUCAAAUGGAACUCUUGACUUGGAGCUAAGUCUCACAUCUCCAAGAAAUAAUGUUGUGGAUAAAAAUAUCACCAUCCAAACUACUUUCAUGAAUAUUGGACCAAUUAGAGUUACCUAACUUGUACUAAUUAAUGUUUAAGUAUGACUAUUUUUGGAGGAUCUAACACAUAUCUCGUAAUAUUUUUGAAGAGUUUGAGCAAGCAAUAUAAAUUAGAACAAAGUACUUUAUGAAGAUCUAUUUCCUAAUA